Messenger RNA from Musa acuminata AAA Group (dessert banana), 820 nucleotides. RefSeq lists its product as uncharacterized. The transcript has 3 exons. NCBI's taxonomy places the organism in Eukaryota, Viridiplantae, Streptophyta, Magnoliopsida, Zingiberales, Musaceae. The coding region runs from base 223 to 690 and encodes 155 amino acids. The record is from RefSeq and is a predicted model, not a curated record.
CCCCUAAUCCGUUCUUUCGUCGAUCGAAGACCAGGUGAUCGCUCCCAUCCUAAACUCCAAUUAUCACUCGGUCCGGUUUUAGGGCCUUCCUGUUGCCUUCUUCUUGCGGUGUUGAACCUAUUGUCUUCGAAGUUACUGCCUCUUAUCUCACGUGGCGAAUGAUCCAAAGGGAGUGUAAGGAUUUUGAUCGUUACUAGAGGGGGAAAGAAGACACAAGUGAUCAUGGAUAAGGAUAGAACCCAUGACUGGGAGACUCAUGGAAGGAGCAAUGACAUCGACGAGAGCACACCGAUGGACAAAGUCAAAGCUCCCAAUGUGUUUGAACGAGCAAAGGAAGAGAUCGAGGCCCUUGUAGAGACUAUCCACUCGAAGAGAACCCCAGAUCAUGAGCAACAUGCAAAGAAAGAUGGGUCAAAGGAAGGGACUGAAGAACCUCUGCACAAGGAGAAAACACAUCAUAAGGAGACCCAUGGCAUGAGUGAUGAUAUUGAUGAGGACACUCCUAUUGAUAAAGUCAAAGGCCCAAACGUGUUUGAACGAGCCAAGGAAGAAAUCGAAGCUAUCGUGGACACUAUACAUCCAAAAGAUGAAUCCAACAGUACGCCACAAAAGAAGAAAGAUGGAUUCUGGGAAUUCCUUGCAAAAUGUUUUGGUAAAUUCUGCUCUCCUCGUAGCCGAAAGAGAGAUUAGCUGUAAAGUUCUAUGUGAGUUUUGCUGAUUGGUUUCCCAUAAAUCGACAAAUUGCUUGUGCGCUUAUUUGUGCAGCGAAAAGUAUGAGGUCCUGCAAACAGUUCACAUUCUGGUUUGCUUGCAGAAUCAA